Molecule: messenger RNA, 564 nt
Organism: Penicillium robsamsonii
Lineage: Eukaryota; Fungi; Ascomycota; Eurotiomycetes; Eurotiales; Aspergillaceae
Product: CFEM domain-containing protein
Exons: 3
Coding region: 1-564 (187 amino acids)
Source: RefSeq, a predicted model, not a curated record
AUGAAGUUCGCCAUUACUUUCGCCCUGGCAGGUCUGCUGACCACUGCCGCUGCUCAAGGCUUGGGUGAUCUACCCGACUGCUCGAAAUCCUGUGCUACAGGUUCAAUCCCCGAGAGCUGCGGCAUUGAUUUCAAAUGCAUUUGCGAGUCCAAGUCCUUCCUGGGAGAUGUCGCCUGCUGCGUCGCUGAUAAAUGCUCCAAGGCGGACCAGGAGACAACCAUCAAGGUCGCCAAGUCAAUCUGUGCCCGGGGUGGUGUGACCGAUUUACCCACCGAGGUUGUCUGCUCGAGCAGCAAGUCGAGCUCCAGCUCUGGCACCAGUACCAGCACCAGCACCAGCACUAGCUCCAACUCCACCGAGACUGGAACCAAGUCUAGCACUGAGACCUCGGAGUCGACUGGUCUGACGAGCACCAACACUUCUACCAGGACCUCGGACAGUGCCUCCACUGCUUCGUCCGCCUCUGCUGCGGCGACUAGCACUGGCGUUGCUGCGAUUAGCCACAGAGAUUCUUCGCUCGUGGCUGCUGCUGGUGCUGCGGCUGCCUUCGCCAUUCUGAUCUAG